AAGAAUAGUUAUUUAUAGGAUUUCUGUCAUUAAACGAGUAUGGCAGACGUGUUGCCACCCCCACCGUCCCGAUAAUGGCGCGGCCCUGUGGUGUGUUUUUUGUGGACAAGGACAAGCGGCAGUGUCAGUGUUGUUUUCAUAUAUGAGAAUCGAACAUGGCGAGGUUUUUGGGGCCUAAGAUCAGGAGUUUUGUCACCUCGCAGCUCAGAAUGUCAUCCGAUCAGUUGGGUGAGCUUGGUAAAGGUGCAGGGAAAGGUGGUGGAGGCGGAGGUUCCAUCAGAGAGGCAGGUGGAACCAUGGGCAAGAAGCAGGCUGCCGAGGAGGAGAUGUACUUUAAGCGCAAAGAGCAGGAGCAGCUGGCAGCACUGAAGCAGCAUCAUCAAGAGGAAAUUGAUCACCACAAAAAGGAGAUUGAACGCCUCCAGCGUGAGAUUGACCGCCACAAGGGAAAAAUCAGAAAGCUGAAGCAUGAUGACUGAGUAAAGCACUCUGGGAAAAAGUUCAUUUUGCACACUGUCCCAGACGCCUUGAGUAAUAAGAGAAGAAAAGAUCAACUUUAUUAAUCCCAUGAGGGAAAUUCAGUUUCACUCCAACUGCUGCAUGCAUUACUUUACUAAGGUGGACAUGAAUGUGUAGGAGAGUUUGUGUAAAUGCUUGAAAGUUAUUAAAACUGUUCACCAAAUAACAGUUGUUUCCAUGGCAUGCAAAUGUUCAAUUAUUUCAACCGCUGUUCUGUUGUGCCUCAUUGUCCUGUAUGUGGUGUGCAGGAUGCCACAGUGGUAACAUCUAAAUAUAAACCAGGCAUCAUAUCGCAAGAUCACUUCAUAAAUGGUAAUGUGAACUUCACCACUAGUUCAAAGUGCUGUAACAGUUUGACAGUUAACGCUUCUCGGAUGUUUGGAUUUGCAGCUUCAUAUUGUUCUAUGCCAGUGUUAAGUAGGCUAUGGAACAUGUGCUCAACGUCAACAGCGGUCAGCACAUUACAACCCCAUUUCAACUCAUUUUAGUAAAAUAUAAAUAAAUUCUGAUGAUAACAAUCACUAAUACCAAGAAAUAUAUGUUAUCUUUGUUUAAAUACAAACAUUAUGCAUAGUAAAAGGUUAGCAUGACAAAAAAAAGGAAUGAGGUAAAGAACAAAUGAACAAUGAUCGCAUACAUUUUAGAGAACAAAGGAAUGGACUUUGUCUGGCAUGGAUUGACCAGGUGGGCCUCAUCUGCUUGGCAUUCUGCAGUGACUACCUACAACAUGCGUGCACCACCUAUCAUCUAUAACAAAACCAUUUAGGGUAUUACAGUGUUUAUAUAUGUCUAACCCAGUAACUAAAUCCAAAUGGGACCAUGUAGUGAUGCCAUUUUCCAAAUCUAGUAAUUUCACUUAUGACCUGGCCAGCAAGAACCAACACGAGGUGUAAACGUGGGUUCCCCCAUGUAGUUUUUACAAGUCUCUACAUGAUUUUCAAUUUAUGUGAAAAUCACAGACUAUUGGAUUUUGCAGAUAAUCAAAAAGCCCAUCCCAGCAGACAUAAGGCUCCGUUUUUAGUUAAUCUUGCCCUACCGGGUUCAGAUGCAGAUUAUUUGAAUAUUUUGGUAUUUUACUAAUGAAUGAAACAGUCUAAAACUAUAUUAGUUAGGCGGUGCAACUAAACUACGGCACACGAUAACAGGGGCGGUAAAACACGUUACACGAACAAGGAGAAGGAAUUCUGAAUGUCAUCACUUCCGCUCACCCCUGCCUUUUAGCACGAGCAACCCCGUCUGUCUUUCUUUUCGCUCAUCAUGGCGGACCGGUUCAAUAAGGUUCUGCUGCUUGAUGGCAGGGGCCACCUACUUGGCCGCCUGGCAGCCAUUGUGGCUAAGCAAGUCCUCCUGGGACACAAAGUUGUAGUGGUGAGAUGUGAAGGCAUCAACAUUUCCGGCAACUUCUACCGCAACAAGCUGAAGUACCUGGCUUUCCUGCGCAAGAGGAUGAACACCAACCCCUCUCGUGGACCGUACCACUUCAGAGCUCCCAGUAGGAUCUUCUGGAGGACUGUCAGAGGUAUGCUACCCCAUAAAACCAAGAGAGGCCAGGCUGCCCUGGAGAGGCUGAAGGUGUUUGAUGGUAUCCCCCCACCAUAUGACAAGAGGAAGCGCAUGGUCGUCCCAGCUGCUCUUAAGAUUGUGCGUCUGAAGCCCAGCCGCAAGUUUGCUCUCCUUGGGCGUCUGGCGCACGAGGUUGGCUGGAAGUACCAGGCUAUCACAGCUACUCUGGAGGAGAAGAGGAAGGAAAAGGCAAAGCUCCGCUAUCAGAAGAAAAAGACAGUGACCAAGCUUACCAAGCUGGCAGAAAAGAACGUAGAGGCUAAGAUCUCAAAGUACACAGACGUUCUGAAACAAUACGGUGUACUUGUCUAAGCUGGUUUCUUCUGGCCAAUAAAAAAUAAAUAAAUGUUUAUAGAAAGUGUUUUGAAUGUUCAUUUGUCUGGAUGUAUCAUUUGCUGUGAUGUGAAUACUAAGAUGACAUAACCACAUGUUGUAACUAACAUUAAAUCGUUCCUAAUUUUCUUGUGCACACCUUAGGAUCAAACCAUGGUAUGCCCCCAAGAUUGUUGGUAUAAAGGAAAUUCAACUAGUUACUUGCAAAAACUGCUUGGACUCUGCUUACAUCAAUGCCCUGGCACAGCUGCCUUCUAAAGAUGGCAGCCCUGUCUCACAGUAUGGCCAAAGCAAAGGAAGAUGAUGCGCAUUGUGAAAUGAAA
Menidia menidia (Atlantic silverside) is the source of this 2738-nucleotide messenger RNA. The record is from the annotation of a GenBank genome assembly. Lineage: Eukaryota; Metazoa; Chordata; Actinopteri; Atheriniformes; Atherinopsidae.